Molecule: messenger RNA, 1125 nt
Organism: Microsporum canis CBS 113480
Lineage: Eukaryota; Fungi; Ascomycota; Eurotiomycetes; Onygenales; Arthrodermataceae
Product: actin filament binding protein
Exons: 2
Coding region: 1-1125 (374 amino acids)
Molecular function (GO): tRNA (cytidine-N3)-methyltransferase activity
Source: RefSeq, a predicted model, not a curated record
AUGGCUGAAUCAAAAAGUUCACCUUAUGCUGAAUGCAAAGACUAUGUGGCGGUAGCCCAGCUGGUCGAGCCAGUUCCCAUUCCAGCGCAUCGGUCUCACGACCCCGCCAAUAAUCAGAAACGAACUGACCCAUUCCAAUUUGGCUCACGAUUUCUCGAAGAAGGCGAUGAUGUCUUCGAGUUCAAUGCCUGGGACCAUGUAGAGGCAGACCCAGAAUAUUAUGAAUAUGCCGAAUUACAAUAUGCGAGACAGCGAGCCUCCCCAGUUUCCGAUUUCGACCGCCAACGGUUCAACUCCCAGCCCGCAAAGUGGUGGAAUCUCUUUUACAAAAACAAUACAGGCAACUUUUUUAAGAAUCGCAAGUGGCUAAAGCAGGAAUUCCCUAUUUUGAGCGAAGUUACGGCUGCAGAUGCGGGCCCGAAGGUGGUGCUUGAAGUUGGAGCGGGUGCGGGCAAUACCGCUUUUCCAGUUUUAAUGAACAAUGAGAACGAGAAGCUGAUGGUUCACGCGUGCGAUUACUCCAAGGCUGCUGUUGAUGUCAUGCGGAAGAGUGAAAAUUAUAAUGAGAAAUAUAUGCGAGCGGACGUUUGGGAUGUCACUGCGACGGGCCUGGAAAAAGAAUCCGUGGACGUCGUUGUUAUGGUCUUUAUAUUUUCUGCUUUGGCCCCUAAUGAGUGGGAACGUGCGGUCUCGAAUAUAUACCAGGUCUUAAAACCAGGAGGCUAUGUCCUAUUUCGUGAUUAUGGGAAAGGCGAUCUUGCACAGGUGCGAUUUAAAAAAGGACGAUGGAUGGGCGAGAAUUUUUACGUCAGAGGUGAUGGCACAAGAGUAUAUUUCUUUGAGAAAGAAGAAGUAUCCCAUAUAUGGGGCAAAUGGACCCCUCAAGGAGGCAUACCUGAGUUCAAGAAAGAAGAUGAAAACCCUUCAAGCGACGACCAUACGUCACCUGAUUCUGGGUUUGAGAUUCUUAACAUGGACCUUGAUCGUCGAUUGAUUGUUAACCGCCAAAGGAAACUGAAAAUGCAUCGUUGUUGGUUACAAGGCCGAUUCAGGAAACGGAUGCCAUCCCACUCUUCGGACGAAGUCCCUCCAGCGCUCGAGCGGACAACCGAACUUAGAAAUUAA